Molecule: messenger RNA, 2220 nt
Organism: Cuscuta campestris
Lineage: Eukaryota; Viridiplantae; Streptophyta; Magnoliopsida; Solanales; Convolvulaceae
Source: the annotation of a GenBank genome assembly
GGAAAUAAACGGAGUCACCCUCUUAAACGACUAGUUGGACUGAUUGUCACUCCUUGGUGACUAAACUCAUAUCAUAAGUACCCUUCAACUUUUAAAGUAUAUUUUCGAAAAACAUGGGACAUGAGAGUCUCUAUCACACAAUAUAGAGGUACCUCCAAGCAAUUUUUUUUGAAGAUCUUGUAGAUUCAUCAAGAUUAGCCUAAUGAACGCGUCAUGCUGCAUUAUUCCCAAGCUCUAUAGGUAAUAUGGACUAUUGCGAUCUUCAGAAGUCGGAGUUGAACCGGAACUGUUGUUCCCAGCAUUUGGCAGAGGGAGCGUUCGCAAAUGGUGAAGAAAAAUAAUAACAAAGUUGGAAAAAAGAUGGAAUCCAAACGCGUAUAUCUCAAGAACACGCUAGCAAGGCUACUGGACAAUUGCAGGAACAUGAAGGAACUCAAACCGAUUCAUGCCCAGAUCAUAGCAUCCCCUUUCCUGUUAACAACUGAUCGUUAUUACCUCAUUUCUCGCCUCAUUUUCUUUUGCACCGUCUCAAACUCUGGCUCUCUCAGCUAUGCCGACAGUGUUUUCCGAUUCAUCUCCAACCCGAGUUUGUUUGCUUACAACGCCAUGAUCAGAGCUCACGCUUCCAAGAACAGUGACCCGGCUUCUUGCCAAGCUUUAGUUUUGUAUAAAAGAUUGUUACUUGAUGGGUUUACACCGGAUUUUAUUACGUUGCCCUUUGUGUUGAAAGAAUGUGUUAAGAGGGCCAAUGGUGGUUUUUCUGGUCAAAGCAUCCAUUCUCAUGUUUUCAAGUUCGGAUUUCACUGUGAUGUUAUUGUUCAGAACUCAUUGAUCAGUUUGUAUUCUGGAUGUGGGCUUAUGGACAGAGCAGUACAGGUGUUUGACGAAAUGUCUCACAGAGAUAUUGUGUCAUGGAAUUCGAUGAUCGUUGGGUAUUUGCGAAACAAGCAGCUUGAUUUCGCCAUGGAUCUUUUCACGAAAAUGACAGAGACGAAGAACAUCAUCACAUGGAAUUCAAUGAUCACAGGGUUUGUUCAGUGCGGUAAAGGAAAGGAGGCUCUGGAUUUGUUCCAUGAAAUGCAGAUUUCUAGUGAUGAUAAAAUCAUCCCGGAUAAAAUCACAAUGGCUAAUGUUAUUACGGCUUGUGCAUCUCUUGGCGCUAUUGAUCACGGGGAGUGGGUUCACGGCUUCCUAAAAAGAAGCAAGAUUGAAUGUGACACUGUGAUUGCUACUGCUUUAGUGGAUAUGUAUGGGAAAUGUGGUCGCGUUGACAAAGCAUUCCAAGUUUUUAAGGAAAUCGAAAGGAAGGACGUUUUGGCGUGGACUUCCAUGAUUUCGAUCUUCACCCUCCAUGGAAAUGCCAAAAGAGUCUUUGAGCUUUUCAAAGACAUGGAAACUGCAGGUGUAAAGCCUAACCACGCAACCUUUACUUCGUUGUUAUCUGUUUGUGCCCAUUCUGGGCUAGUUGAGAAAGGUCAUUGGGUUUUCAAUGCAAUGAAGAGUCUUUAUUCUCUAGACCCACAAGCUCAACACUAUGCUUGUUUCGUUGAUCUUUUGGGUCGGGCCGGGCUGUUCAAUGAGGCUGAAGGGCUUAUCAGAAGUAUGCCAAUGGAGCCCGAUGUGUUCGUGUGGGGAGCACUACUUGGUGGGUGUCAAAUCCAUAGGAAUUUUGAACUUGGAGAGAAGGUCGCUAAGCAUUUGAUUUCCCUGCAACCUCUGAACCAUGCUUUUUAUGUCAAUCUUUGCGAUAUUUAUGGAAAAGCAGGCAAGUUUGAUGACGCAAAGAGAGUGAGAGCUGUGAUGAAUAGCAAAGGAAUAUCAAAAGAAGCUCCCGGGCUCAGCAUGAUUGAAAUUGAUGGGGUUGUUCAUGAAUUUUCUGCAAGAGGAUCUGCUGAGGUUGUUUUGCAAGAAAUAAAGCCUUUAUUGGCUGCCUUAAGUUGUCUCAAUUCAUUCCUGAUAUCAUUCGAUGCUAUAGCAGUGGAGGCUGCACUAUUGUUUUCACUGAAACUAAGGAUUAUGCUUCUGAACUUGCUCCGUUGUUAUCCGAUGCUCGUCCUUUACAUGGUGAUAUUCAACAGGCCCAACGUGAGGUUACACUUUCAGGAUUCUGACUAGGUCAGUUCACGACCUUAGUCGCGACGAAUGUGGCUGCUCGCAGAUUGGACAAUGACGUUUUGCUUGCAAUUCAGAGAAGCUGCUGAAGAAAUUGCGGCAAUCUUU